This is a messenger RNA of Drosophila grimshawi, 2445 nucleotides long. RefSeq lists its product as uncharacterized. The record is from RefSeq and is a predicted model, not a curated record. Lineage: Eukaryota; Metazoa; Arthropoda; Insecta; Diptera; Drosophilidae. Gene Ontology annotation, cellular component: cytoplasm. The transcript has 3 exons. Bases 114 to 2114 code for a protein of 666 amino acids. Gene Ontology annotation, biological process: multicellular organism development; proteasome-mediated ubiquitin-dependent protein catabolic process. Gene Ontology annotation, molecular function: ubiquitin conjugating enzyme binding; zinc ion binding; ubiquitin protein ligase activity.
UAUGUAUAUAGUAAAAACACACACUUAACCGGGGCUGUGGCAUCGAGAGCUUUGCUGUGUCCCAAGAACUAGUCGCGAUUACACAAUUAUUUGGCAGCAAGCAGGCAGGAAACAUGAGCAGCGCCGACCAAGACACCACUGUUAUCACUGCCAGCAAUGGCCAUGCGCAGGAGAACGGUAAAAGCAACACCAACAGCAGCAGCAACAGCUCCGCCAGCAACUCCGCCGCCUCCACAACGACGACAACAACAACAGAGACGACGACAACGACAUCAAGCGGCAUUCGCGACAAUACCGAGCAGCUCCAAAUUAUGGGUCAGCUCAAGACCAUUGAGCACAUCAAUGAGCAGCGACGCAUCUUUUUGAAGAGCACCAUCAACGAGAUCAAAGAGGAGAACAGCAACGAAAUGGAAGCGAAUGCGGAUGCGGAUGCGGAUGGGGAAACGGUAAAGCCGCUAGGAAAACUUGCGCCGCCCAAGAGUUUGCCGCUGAAUGUGAAAUAUGCAACGUUGCCAUCGAUAAUCACAUCGGCAACGGUGACAUCACCAACGUCGCCACCACCAAAACCACCAAUGCUUAGCCGUACACGUAGCACUGGCUCCGGUGAUGGACGUACACCACUAACGAACGGUGAUUCAACACUGUUGCUGCGUUCCAACAUUGUCACGGAUACAAAUAAAGCGCCAGCUACAACAACAACAACAACAGCAGCAGCAGCAGCCGACAAAGCAACUACAACAACAACUACAAUAACAACAACAGAGUCAACGGAUCAAGUACAGCAGCCAGCAGCGACCGUAUCGGCCAAACACUAUGAGAGCCUGAUCGAGGAGCUGCGUUGUCCUGGCUGUGCUGGGCCCAUGAAGGCACCAGUGCUGCUCUGCAAGAGCGGACACAGUAUUUGUGAGCAGUGCACCCGCAUUCUGCUCAUGUGUCCGCUGUGUAAGGAGGGAUUCACUAAUUCGCGUUCGUUGACUAUUGAAGCAUUGUGCGCCAAGGCGCAUUUUGGAUGCAGUCAUGCGGCAGGCGGGUGUGCGGUGAGGAUGCCGGUGGCGUUGUUGCCGUGGCACGAGCAGCAGUGCAUCUAUAAGCCGAUGAAAUGCUUCAUGGGACGCGUCUGGGGUGAUUGCAAAUGGCACGGCCGCGAAGUGCAAUGGAAGCAACAUCUGGAGGAGGAGCACACGGACAAGCUAUUUCAAUCGAAUACGGCGGAUCUGGAAUGGAAUAUGGGUGUGCGACGUAAGCCCCUCACUGGCUACUAUGUGUUCGAGGCGCACGACGAAUUGUUCAACUUUUAUGAGAUCUACGAAAAGCAACAGGUGCUAUUCACCAUGACGUGCACAUCGAAUCGACGCGAGAGCAAGUACAAGUAUGCCUACGAGGUGACGCUACUGCAGCCGGACAACGAGGCGCUAUUGUUGACCCAAAAGUUUCCCGUACAUAGUGAAUAUGAUAGGGAUAUACUGAUGGACGGCACCUGUGUCAACAUUAGCCUGUCCGAAUUGGCACGAUUCGUGACCGACGAUAAGAUGCUGCAUUAUCGGGUGACCGUUACGGCGGUUAACUCGCCACGCCGCUUGAAGCCGUCGCGGCAGAGUCUACCAGCACUGCCCCUCGAUUAUCAGCAGGUGAGGAAUGUGCCAAUGGGUACCAAUGGCAAGAGUGUGCCCGCCAGCAUGAUUAUAACGCGAACGUACAAGGAGGCGAUCGGUGAGGUGUCUGCAUCAUCAUCAUCAGUGACGGCAACCACACCGGAUUCCGAGGAGGGCAAUGUCCUGGAGUUGGAACGGAAGUGGGGCACACCCCAGUUACACUUCAAUCGCAAGUAUUUACGAAAUGCGCUUGGUGAGGAUGCCAGCAGCAAUGCUGAACUGAAGGUGGACGAACUGCGACCGCUGCACGAGACGCGCUCGAGCGCAAGUGCCAAUGAGGAUAAGCUAUCUCUGUGCAGCAACAGCACCAGCUAUACCAAAAAGGUAUCCGACACGCUGCGUCGAAGUUUCCGCGCGCUCCGAUCUGAUCUAGUCGAGAUGCGCCCAUUUGCCAAAAAGAAGUCGACCGCGAAGAAGCCAGUAGCAACAGCAGCAGCAGAAACAACAAAUACUGCAUGCUAAAAUAUGUAAAGGAUUUUCCACACAUAUAGGAUAUUUAACUUUGUCUUGAGGCCAAAUUGUAGAAUUGUGAUCAAAUCUUUUGUUUCGGACUAAAACCUACAUUUUUUUUUUCUUUUCUAAAUUUCACGUUUGCUGAAUUUAUCCAAUCUGUACUUAUGUGUAUAUAAAAAACACAAAACAAAAUACUCCAAUGAAUACAUAGAGUUUGUAAUAAAUUCCAAGUUCAGACUGAUCCAAACUAUUCGAUCUUAUGCUUUAUAGCUGCAUAUGUUUGGCAAUACUUUCAAGAGGACCACAAUAAAAUAAAGGGAGAAAAAAUGGUACAUUUCAA